Messenger RNA from Lasiosphaeria miniovina, 1035 nucleotides. RefSeq lists its product as uncharacterized. The record is from RefSeq and is a predicted model, not a curated record. Lineage: Eukaryota; Fungi; Ascomycota; Sordariomycetes; Sordariales; Lasiosphaeriaceae. The transcript has 6 exons. The coding region runs from base 1 to 1035 and encodes 344 amino acids.
AUGUUUUCCUCGGAAACAAGGAAGCACCGGCGGGCCGAGUUGGACAAUGCAACGUCACAGACAAUGACUAUCGGCAGCGCAAUAAGCUCGGACAACGCGAGCCUGGAAACCGAUAAUGUGACGCUGAAAGAGCAAAGGUACAUUAUGACUCAGUACCGGAGACUUCGCAAGGCUCUAGACACGUGGGCGAACGGCCCCAGCUUGAAGUUCACCGAGACCAUGGACGUGUCGCAUAUUGACACGGCCGAGGCCUUCCGGAGAAACCUUGAGAAUGUUUCCUCCGGCGGCAUGACCACCCGCAAGCUCGCCGAGAUGAGGUCCGAAUUUAAUACUACCCUCAGCCUGUAUAUGCUCAAUAAGUUUAUCGAGGGCGUCUGUGACACGAUCAUGCACGACAUCAUCGCUCCUCUGGGCGAGAAUGUUGCCGUCGGUGGAUUCAGUAAGGAUUCGGUCCGGAACUCCCUGCGCGAGGUGGCCUACAAAGCCCUCAACCUGGCAAUUACCCUCGGUCAGCUCAAGUCGGGACAGCGCAUGCUGGACCGCAAAUGGGUGCUGGAUCCGCAGUCCGAGCUGUAUGACGGCGACGAGCGGGUCCACUUCGAGGACACAGCCUCCAAUAUCUCGGCUGCAUCCCUCGGAAGCCCGGAUGUUGAUUUCAUCGUGCUGUUGCCGGGUCUUCUCAGAUACGGCGAUGACAAUGGCGACAACUUCACGUCCUGGUCCACCUUGGACCCCAUCCGUAUCAGAGAGUACUCGCCGCGGACCAACUCAGCUGCAGCGUCAACAGGGCCUUGGGAGGUGGUUCAUGCACAACCAAGAAAUAACCCGUCGAUACGUAGGGAGUUGGAAUUAUGUGAAAUAAUAUGGUGGCGCGGAUUUGGGGCAACAAAAUGCAAGCCUCGGUCUAGGCCCAGGCCUGGGCCCUGCGAGACCCAAGAAGAGUGGCAAAUAUUUGAGGGUUCGGCCUCACUGCUUCCCGGAAAGCUGCAGCUGCGAUUCGUCUGGGAGGGCCUCGUCGUAGGCAGUGGCGCCUGA